Sceloporus undulatus (fence lizard) is the source of this 2292-nucleotide messenger RNA. RefSeq names its product DEP domain containing MTOR interacting protein (gene DEPTOR). Gene Ontology annotation, biological process: negative regulation of TOR signaling; intracellular signal transduction. The record is from RefSeq and is a predicted model, not a curated record. Lineage: Eukaryota; Metazoa; Chordata; Lepidosauria; Squamata; Phrynosomatidae. Gene Ontology annotation, molecular function: protein binding. The coding region runs from base 342 to 1538 and encodes 398 amino acids. The transcript has 10 exons.
GUCUUUGCAAAGGUCGCUUGUUGGAGCCAUCUCUCUCUUCCCCUUAUAAUAGUUUCAGCCCUUCCUGACCUUGAGCCUUUCCCCCCUUUUGCAAAGCACUAGGAUGCUGGACACAAGGGGACACUGCUGCUACUGCUGUUGCUGCCUUUAAGCUGGAGAAGGGCCUAAGGAAUAAUAAGGCUGGCUUUUGGCAGCUGCAACCACCACGUGUCCCUCCUCUGUCACACACAACCAAAUACAAGGAGGAGGAAGCCUAGGUGGUGGGAGCUCUGCUUUCCAGGAGGAGGAAGGUGCAGGCACCAGAGGCGACUGUGUUCCUCCUGCAACCCAGGUUGGUAGCAAUGGAGGAAAGCAGCCUGGGCCCCAUGCAGCAGAGGGCUACUGAACUGGAACACAUGGCUGAGGUUCUGCUCACAGGAGAGCAGUUACGGCUUAGACUGCAUGAAGAAAAGAUAAUUAAAGAUCGAAGGCAUCACCUGAAGACUUACCCCAACUGCUUUGUUGCCAAAGAACUGAUUGACUGGCUGAUUGAUCACAAGGAGGCCUCAGACAGAGAGACUGCAAUUAAACUUGUACAGAAAUUACUGGACCGUAGCGUCAUCCACCACGUUUGUGAUGAGCACAAGGAAUUCAAGGACCUCAAACUCUUCUAUCGCUUUAGGAAAGACGAUGGAACAUUUCCACUUGACAAUGAAGUGAAGGCAUUCAUGAGAGGCCAGAGAAUAUAUGAAAAGUUGAUGAAUACUGAAAAUGCACUUUUACAGGCCAGGGAAGAGGAAGGCAUAAAAUAUGAGCGUACAUUCAUGGCAUCUCAGCUUAUUGAUUGGUUGAUCCAGGAAGGGGAGGCCACCACAAGACUUGAAGCUGAACAACUUGGCCGUAGACUGCUAGAGCAUGGAAUUAUACAGCAUGUGUCCAACAAACACCAUUUUGUAGACAGCAACUUGCUCUACCAAUUUCGAAUGAAUUUCCGUCGGAGAAGGAGGCUGAUGGAGCUACUUGCAGAGAAGUCCCGCCAGAUGCCAGAGAGUCAUGAUAGUCCCUUUUGCCUGCGCAAGCAGAAUCAUGACAACAAAAAACACACCAGUUUCCUCUCAGUAAGUCCCACCAAGGAGAUAAAGAUAGUCUCAGCUGUGAGACGGAGUAGCAUGAGCAGCUGUGGAAGCAGCGGGUAUUUCAGCAGCAGCCCAACACUCAGCGGCAGCCCCCCUGUACUGUGCAACCCCAAAUCUGUAUUAAAGAGACCAGUGACUCCUGAUGAACUUCUAAUGCCUGGAGCUCCAUAUGCCAGGAAAACCUUCACAAUUGUAGGCGAUGCUGUUGGAUGGGGAUUUGUGGUACGUGGAAGUAAACCUUGCCAUGUCCAAGCUGUAGAUCCCAGUGGGCCAGCUGCUGCUGCAGGAAUGAAGGUCUGCCAGUUUGUGGUUUCAGUGAAUGGGCUCAAUGUUCUCCAUGCAGACUACAGGACAGUGAGCAAUCUCAUCCUGACGGGGCCUCGAACAAUUGUCAUGGAAGUGAUGGAAGAAAUAGAGCCCUAAGAAGGAUGUUCAGUACACUGGUCCCACUUUGGACGGUGGCCAUUGCACAAAUUGGAGCACUAUGAUAUAAGGGGAUGAGAGCCCCUCAAUAUGGUUUUGCCUUUUCAAGUACUUUUUUACUCCACAUUAACAAUCAUUGAUCCUUUGAGGCACUCAGAUAUUGCGUAUACCCAUGGUCAAACCCAAAGAAAAAGAUGUAGAAAGUGAUGUGCAAGUUCUACCAUGCUGCAAGUCGGUUGCAUGUCACGGAUGGGAAAGGCUAAAGUGUUCUGUGUCAGAGUUGGGUGUGAUCCCAACAGAAGAGUCAGCUUUCAUAUCAGGAAUGAUGUUUGUGCAAAUUUCCCAAUGCCAUUGUGCUUCUCCUUUGAUAGGAGCCCUGGUGGUGCCAUGGUUAAAUGCCUGUACUGCAGCCACUCACUCACAAAACAUAAGGUUGUGAGUUUGGUACCAGCCAGGGGCUCAGGCUCGACUCAGGCUUGCAUCCUCCCAAGCUUGCUAAAAUGAGUACCCAGCUUGUUGAGGGCAAUUAGCUUACACAUUGUAAACCACUUAGGGAGUGCUUAAGUGCACUUGCGGUAUAAAAAUGUACUUGCUAUUGCUAUUGAUUUGUAAUUUCAUUUCUCUGAUAAAAGACUUAGCAUAACAGACUUUCAUUUUGAGAACAGGCAGUGCUUCAGUCCAGAUAUACAAAAGUUUUUUUGUUUUCAAGGAGAGCUGCUUAUGUACACCAGACUUUAUACUAAGAGAAACUCAG